AUGGAAAAUGUUAUUCAAAAAUUACCUGGAAAUAAUGAGGAAAAGGCGAUGUUACGGUCCAAUAUAAGUAAGGAUUUGGAAAAAUAUAAAAAGACAAUUGAUAGAUCAGCACACAGUAUAAAGGAUACAGAUGAACUAAUCAAUGGAUUAUUGAAAGAAUCAUCUCAGAGGACUAGAAGCGAACAGAGCGUUAGACAGUUCGAAUUGGAAAAUAUCUUCAGAAUGAGUGAGGAAUCCCAUAAACAAGAAGAUUUUUGUGAAGAAGAGCCCGUUGAUCUUCCCAACAUCAAGAUGAUGAAGUCAGAUAGAAUAAACGCCGUUAUGGUUUGCGUGGGUCAUCACGGAUAUCCGAACAGAAUCGAGUUUCAAGAUCAAGAGAAAUUUUCUGGUAGUAUUAUCCAUAAUCACCAAUUUAAAGAUCCGAAACAAUACGAAAAUAAAAAAGUUUUAGUAGUGGGAGCAGGAAAUUCUGCGGUUGAUGCGGCUGUCGAUUUGAGUUACGUUGCCGAAAAGACGUAUCUGAGUACAAGACGAGGAUUUUGGCUUUGGAAAAGAAUAGAAGAAUACGGAAUUCCAUACGAUAUUAAUUUUAUAAAUCGAUCAUUAUUUACGUUGUUUCGUUAUGUCCCAUUAAAUCUCUCGUGUUGGUAUAUGGAGAGAAAUUUUAAUAAGUGGUUUAAUCACGAAAUGUAUCAACUUACACCUUCCCAUAGAAUUAUGAACCAGUUUCCAACGGUCAAUGACUUUCUACCGAGCAGAAUUCUGUCGGGAAGAAUAAAAAUUAAAGGAAAUAUAGAGAAGUUUACAGAGAAUGGAGUCAUUUUUGAAAAUGGAGAAUUUAUUGAAGUGAACGAAAUAAUAUUAGCUACCGGCUAUAAAAUCAAUUAUCCAUUUUUAAAAAAUAUAAAAAUUGAUAAUAACCAUAUAGAAUUAUAUAAAUAUAUAUUCCCACCCGAUUUGAAAUUCCCCACGUUGGGAAUAAUUGGUUGUGUAUCUGUUAUAGGCGGAUAUCCUGUUAUUGGGGAAAUACAAUGCAGAUAUUUUACUGACGUGUUAAACAAAAAAUUAUUAUUACCGACCUCGAAAGAAAUGAAGGAUGAUAUACUAAAACAGUUUCAAAUUCAGAAACAAUUAUUUUAUAUUUCGGAAAGACAUAAUAUUAAUGUAUUUUAUAUUGAUUAUUUGGACGAGAUAGCUAACUUAAUUGGUGUAAAACCGAAUAUAAUGAAACUUUUUUGGACCGAUCCUAUACUUUUUAAGAAAUUAUUAUUUGGCCCGUGUCUUCCUUAUCAAUACAGAUUACAAGGAACUAAUGCUUGGUCUAGAGCAAGGGAAGCAAUUUUAUCAUUUGACCAACGUGUUUUGGUUCCACUUAGGACACGUUAUAACGUUAAUAAUAAGAAAAAUUUUAGUAAAAAG
Messenger RNA from Centruroides sculpturatus (bark scorpion), 1419 nucleotides. RefSeq names its product dimethylaniline monooxygenase [N-oxide-forming] 5-like. Gene Ontology annotation, molecular function: flavin adenine dinucleotide binding; NADP binding; N,N-dimethylaniline monooxygenase activity. The annotation marks the transcript as partial. The transcript has 5 exons. The record is from RefSeq and is a predicted model, not a curated record. NCBI's taxonomy places the organism in Eukaryota, Metazoa, Arthropoda, Arachnida, Scorpiones, Buthidae.